Messenger RNA from Colletotrichum truncatum, 1077 nucleotides. Its product is annotated as MIP family channel protein. Gene Ontology annotation, biological process: water transport; glycerol transmembrane transport. The record is from RefSeq and is a predicted model, not a curated record. Gene Ontology annotation, molecular function: glycerol channel activity; water channel activity. Lineage: Eukaryota; Fungi; Ascomycota; Sordariomycetes; Glomerellales; Glomerellaceae. Gene Ontology annotation, cellular component: plasma membrane.
AUGUCCCCCCGUUCAUCAAUCCACGACCCGGGCGAUCCCAGUCAGCCGUUGCUCCCGCAACGGCGGCGAACCAGUACGAUGACCUUCCGGAUACCCUCACUGGGCAGCCAGCGUCGGGCCUCACUGCAGGAGGUACAUCCACACCACGACGAUAUCGAACCGGUGUUACCAGCUGCGCCCGUCGCCGCUCACCAAGAGACGCGCCUUCACAAGCCGCAGUGGGCGCUGAGCGAUAGGCCUCCCAACGCAUGGGCUCAGAUCCGCCAUAGCUGGCGUGAGGAGUUUGCUGAGUUCUGGGGAACCUUUAUGAUCCUACUUUUUGGUGCAGGUGUUGAGUGUGAGACACGUCUCAAUUACCGGUCGCCCGAUAUUAGAGACAACGCCGGCGACUUCUUGCAGUGCCGGUUGGCGUGGGCAGCCGGCGUGUCAAUGGCCGUUUGGAUGUCCGGCGGCGUAUCCGGUGGCCACUGCAACCCGACAGUAACAGUCGUGCUGGCUCUGUUCCGCGGGUUUCCCUGGCGCAAGGUCCCGGGCUUCCUGGCAGCUCAAGUUCUCGGCGCCACUCUCGCAAGUCUUGCCGUCUAUCUCAACUAUGCCACUAGCAUCGCUGCCUACGAAGGGGGUUCAUCUCGUACACUUAUUGGUGAACAUGCCACGGCUGGUCUCUUCUUCACAUUCCCAGCCCAAGGCCUGCCUUAUGUCUCUGCCUUUUACACCGAAUUUCUCGCCUCCGCAGUAUUGGUCGCCAUCGUCUUCGCCCUCGCUGACAAGAACAACCUGGCGCCGCCCAAAGGCACCCAGCCGUUCGCCAUGUUCCUAGCCCUGUUGGCCAUUGGCUCUGCUCUGGGCAUCAACACGGGCUACGCCAUGAACGGUGCCCGUGACACCGGCCCUCGAAUUGCACUGGCUCUUGUCGGUUAUGGCCGCGCCGUCUUUACGCAUGACUCCUUUUACUGGCUGUGGGCACCGUGGGCUGCUGCCAUUGCAGGCGGCAUACUGGGUGCCAGUGUAUAUGAUGCUUUCGUGUACACUGGGAGGGAUUCGCCCUUUAACAUUCCCCGCAAAGAUUAUGAUUAA